GGUGUAGGAAGAUAUAGACGGAGAAGUGUUUGGGUGUAGGAAGAUGGAGACGGCGAAGUGUUUGGGUGUAGGAAGAUAUAGACGGAGAAGUGAUUGGGUGUAGCAAGAUGGUUCUCUUGUUUUGACAGCGCGGAUCUCUCAGCUCAGGCAGCUGUCGGAAGUGACGCCAUCCUCCCCCCGGAAGUUUCUCCUACCUUGGUGUUAUGGCUCCGCCGUUGUCCCGGUGCUGCCCGGUGUAAUUUAAACAUGGAAGAAUUGCAUCGGGAAACCAUGGAGCCCCGGGGAGCCCCCGCUACCCUAAACAUCCCCACUCCCCGGAGCGGCCCUCCUAGCCCUGGGCUCGCCUGCUCCGGAUCCCGUUCUCCCCGCAGCCCAGGCCCCCAGGAGCCGUCAGGCCGGACGGGAAGCAAGUGGGUCCGGUUGAAUGUGGGCGGCACGUAUUUCUUGAGCACCAAGCAGACCCUGUGUCGGGAUCCCAAGUCCUUUCUAUACCGCCUGUGCCAGGAGGACCCGGAUCUGGACUCGGACAAGGACGAGACGGGGGCGUAUCUCAUUGAUCGAGACCCCACCUACUUUGGUCCCAUCCUGAAUUAUCUCCGGCAUGGGAAACUGAUCCUCAAUAAAGAGCUAGCAGAGGAAGGUGUCCUAGAGGAAGCAGAGUUUUAUAACAUUGCAUCUCUGGUCCGGUUAGUUAAGGAGCGGAUCCGUGAUAAUGAGAACCGAACUUCGCAGGGUCCUGUGAAACACGUGUACAGAGUGCUGCAAUGUCAAGAGGAGGAGCUCACUCAGAUGGUGUCGACCAUGUCAGAUGGAUGGAAAUUUGAGCAGCUCAUUAGUAUUGGAUCUUCCUACAACUACGGCAACGAGGACCAGGCGGAGUUCCUGUGCGUGGUGUCCCGGGAGCUCAACAACUCCACUAAUGGCCUGGUCAUAGAGCCCAGCGAGAAGGCCAAGAUACUCCAGGAGCGUGGGUCUCGGAUGUGAGAAGUUGGGGAUGGGAUCCAAUACUGGGUCGUACCCACUGGCUUUUCACCAAAGCCCUUAGUGACUGUGGAACUCAAGCGCUGUAUUGCUUUGUUUCCCCGCUCCCUCUGCAGGCCUUAAUGCCCCUCGUGCUGGAGGGACGCAACGCGUGUGUAGUACAGAGGACUGUGCCCUGUCAAUGUUACCUCGCCCCUAUGGGCUUGUGCUGUUUUUGUUGUUAGGUUGUGUACGUAUAAUGUUACGGUUAUGGGGGAUGGGGGAUAAUAAUGAAUUGAGGGCUUGUCCCUUCUAUGCUUGGGGUUUAUUGUGUUCCAGUCUGUAUUGUUCUUUAUGUGGAGCCUGUUCUAAGGAAGGAAACAAAUUCUGCUCUACUGUUGGAACCUGGAAAGGAUUUCAGAGCCUAAAAGGAGAAUCUCUGGACUUUCCCUUGGAUAUUUCUUUUUCUGACAGUUGCCAAAUAUCCUGCUUUGUUUUCUUUCCAAAGUGCUAUGUCCUGAGCUGUCUCUCCCAUUAUAAGUCUGGGGAUAAAUCUUAUGUGCUGACUUAGGAAUGCCCCAGUCUGUGUUAUGGGGUGGGGGGGUAAUCACAAACAGUAAACUGGACAUUGUAAUGGCAAAAAAAUGCUGCCUACUCUAUUAUGUUUUCUGUGAAGAUUGCACAAAGCAGCACCCCGGAUAUUUGCAUGCUUGCCCAUCCUUGCACCCUGCUCUGUUUUGGAGGCAGUGUUUUUAUCUUUUUUUGUUUGCCAGUCCCCUAAGUUCAUCCAGCAAAUCAAUGGUUGUGGGACACACUGUUCAUUGCAAGGCUAGGGUGAAGCCCUAUUUUAUAUUGUCAUCGUAUGGGGGCAUAUUAACAGUCUUCACAUAAGCUGUCGAUUGCCAAUGUGAAUUUUACUGCAAAUGCCCAAUUGGAAUACCCCCCCCCCCCCCCCCCCACAGUUACCAGCUCGUUGACUGUGCAGUGUUACCUAUUAAGUAGACUUCAUGGUAAUGCCUACCCCCACUGUGUAAUUAAAUUAUUUGUAAACUAUCUCUAAUUGCAUGAAUAUAUUAUUAGUUUUAGAAUAAUAUGCCUUAGGGAGCAGUUGAACGGGAGCGAUGAAAUAACGAAUCAGUGUGUGCACAUUUCUCUGAUUGUAAGACCACAGCGCACUCCUUGGCCGCCCUGAAUUUCCAGCCCUUUCUAUGGUUGUUCUGAAGUCCCAUUUAGUGCAUUCCACAACGGAUCCUAUGCAGUUUCCUCAUAUUUACAUUUGCCUGUAUUAAAUAUAAUAACUUAUA
Xenopus tropicalis (tropical clawed frog) is the source of this 2264-nucleotide messenger RNA. It is a transcript of the gene kctd2, whose product is annotated as potassium channel tetramerization domain containing 2. The record is from RefSeq and is a predicted model, not a curated record. NCBI's taxonomy places the organism in Eukaryota, Metazoa, Chordata, Amphibia, Anura, Pipidae. The transcript has 6 exons. Gene Ontology annotation, biological process: protein homooligomerization. The coding region runs from base 247 to 984 and encodes 245 amino acids.